Molecule: messenger RNA, 264 nt
Organism: Pediculus humanus corporis (human body louse)
Lineage: Eukaryota; Metazoa; Arthropoda; Insecta; Psocodea; Pediculidae
Exons: 2
Coding region: 1-264 (87 amino acids)
Biological process (GO): iron-sulfur cluster assembly
Cellular component (GO): mitochondrion; L-cysteine desulfurase complex
Source: RefSeq, a predicted model, not a curated record
AUGUCAGCAACUCGAAGUAAUGUUCUUCGGCUAUUCAAAACAAUGAUGCGAGAAAGUCAGUUAUUUACAUCUUAUAAUUUUAGAAAUUACGCCAUUAGGAGAAUAAGAGAUGCAUUCAAAGCGAAUAAAAAUUUACAGGACUGUGAUGCGAUUGAAGCUGCAUACAAUGAAGCAUUUACUACGUUAGCCAUCAUAAAAAGACAAGUUGUUAUAGCAGAUAUGUACAAAACUGAUAAAUUAGUUCUUGAAAGAGUAAAACAAUGA